Siniperca chuatsi (mandarin fish) is the source of this 2745-nucleotide messenger RNA. RefSeq names its product neuropeptide Y receptor Y7 (gene npy7r). Gene Ontology annotation, cellular component: membrane. Gene Ontology annotation, biological process: G protein-coupled receptor signaling pathway. Gene Ontology annotation, molecular function: neuropeptide Y receptor activity. The coding region runs from base 281 to 1396 and encodes 371 amino acids. The record is from RefSeq and is a predicted model, not a curated record. Lineage: Eukaryota; Metazoa; Chordata; Actinopteri; Centrarchiformes; Sinipercidae. The transcript has 2 exons.
UAGAUGCCACACAAAAUGUGAUCUACAAAGCGCAAUCCGUGCGCGGAUCUCCAGUGACAGUCCCUGGCUCCACUGAUGUGGACGCGCACACUGAAUCCUGUAGACCUGCCUCAGGAACGCACAGUCGAGCCACAAGAUGCGCACUAGGCGCUACAGCUUGGGAGGAGCUUCGGGAUUUUCCCCCCUUGUUUCACGCCACUCUCGAGUGAAGACUCGUUUGCAAAAGGAGAUAUAGGGGGAAAGGUGGAGGCACAGCCUUAAUCUGGCAUCUUCUGAUAAAAUGAGUCCACCAGACACAUCCAACAGCACAAGCGAAGGGGAAGCUGGUGAAACCGAUCCCUUGAUUCUACUUAACGACAGCAUGGGUUUCCACCCACCUGGUUUCCACACUGACAUCACCAAGCACCUUGGAGUCCAGAUCACCCUGAUCACAGCUUAUUCCCUAAUAAUUCUGCUAGGGCUGCUGGGGAACGCUCUUGUCAUCUACAUGAUUAUUCGCUACAGAAACAUGCGAACAGUGACCAACUUCUUCAUAGCUAACCUGGCCCUGGCAGACCUCCUGAUGAACACUCUCUGCUUGCCUUUCACUCUGGUUUACACUCUGCUAGAUGAGUGGAAGUUUGGGGCUGUGUUGUGCCACAUGGUGCCCUUUGCCCAGGCCCUGAGUGUACACGUAUCUAUCCUGACCCUGACUGUCAUCGCUCUGGAGCGUUACCGCUGCAUCGUCUUCCACCUUGGUCGGCGCCUCACGUGGCACUCCAGCUUCCUCAUCAUGGCGUUCACCUGGACUAUGUCUGCUGUCCUGGCAGCACCCCUGGCCAUCUUCAGAGAGUACCGCCAUGAAGAAAUCCCUUCCAUAAACCUGCGUAUGGCUGUCUGCUCUGAGAAGUGGCCCCACGGGACCAGCAGGGACGGAGUCAUCUACAGCCUCUCAAUGCUGCUCCUACAGUACAUUAUUCCUUUAGCCAUCAUCAGUUACACUUACAUCUGCAUCUGGGUCAAACUGAAGAAUCAUGUCAGCCCGUCCAGCCGCAACGACAGCAUCAACCGCCGCAAAAAGACCACCAAGAUGUUGGCACUGGUGGUGGUGGUGUUUGCUACCUGCUGGCUGCCGUUCCAUGUGUUUCAGCUGGCCAGUGAUCUGGACCUGGUCCUCAGGUUUAAGGAGUACAAACUGAUAUACACAGUGUUCCAUAUCAUAGCUAUGUGUUCGACUUUUGCCAACCCUCUUCUGUAUGGGUGGAUGAAUAAAAACUACAGGAAUGGCUUCCUCAUGGUCUUCCGUUGUGAAGAUAAGCCAGAUACUUUCCACCCUGAGGGCUCGUUCAGGACACGCUCCAUAAGAGGGCUGACUCUGAAUGGUCGUAAUGGCGGACACCCUCCGACUGCUGUAUGAGAUUUACACAAUUUAAAAAGCCGGCAGAAUAUGACUGAACACAUUGAACGCACCUCUGGUUUGUGGUGCUUGUGGUUCAAAAGUAGCCUUUUGACUUGAAUGGUCUGAGCUUGAGUAUCUAUGUCACUGGAGAGGGCUCAAAGCUUUGCAUGCAAAUUGCUUUAUGUAAGGCUCUUCUUUCCUUUGCGAAUGGUACUAGUGAAAUUACAUUUAUCAAACCUAUUCAAAUAUGUGUUUAAGCUGUUUACUAGUGUGUUAAUUAACUCAGUACAAUAUACAAUGUGUUUCCUGUAAAUGCAGAACUCUUGUUGGUAAGUAAUGUCCAAUUAAUUAUGCACUCCAUUGCAGCAGGCCUCUCUGAGGCUAUUUAUGUGUUCAUACUUAACUGAAGGGAAGAUGGUGAUUAUUGUGAUUGUGAAAGUUCAAUUUUUCACACUAUUUGUUGGAUUUUCACUUAAUUUGUCCAAAUGCUGUGUUUUGGAUUUUCCAAUAUUCUCGCAGAAUAACAUGCAAUCCUCGUCCAAGGAAUCCAGAGGAGGCUAUCGCUGAUUUUCUGUCCAACCAGGAAGUUAAUUGUGUUCACCUGGCAACCAGCUGUUUCUGAUUAGAUGGACCAGCAGGGCAGGAAUGAUAUUGAAAGGCACUGAACGCAAAUGAGACCAACAAGUUCUAGAUGUCUUCAUCACAGAAUGUGGGCAGCUAUUUUGAGGAAUAUGUAAAAAAAGGGGGAUUUGGAAGAAGUCAAAACAUGCAAUUAUACACUCAGCUGCUAAACUGUCCUUUGUUAUUGGUCUUUAAAUAAUGAACACAUGAACAUUAAUCAGCCAUUGGGCGUCUGGGCACGCAUAUUGAAUACACAAAUCCCAGAGUUGAUUUGACCAUCAGGAGAAAUUAUAUUUUGUGCAUCCAUGUCAAAUAAACAGACGUUGGCUUGGAUAAAGCCUGGUUAAGCGGAUUGAAGUCAGGUAGAAAUAAGGUAAAUGCCUGUCAGAUCCUGUCUGGGUGCACAGUAAAAUAGUGGCAUAUUAUAAAAUGUAUUUAACGGUGACACCAUAUGUAGACUACUCAAAACCUUUGGUGGUAGUAGCCCGUGCCAUGGUGCAUGUACCCUCCAUACUUUUGGUAAUACAGGAAAGAUAAACUUUAGCUCCCUGAACCUGACAGCUGGAAAAUCCACCUAUAGGUGGGAAGACAGUGUACAUAAAGGGAAAAAUAGAAGCAAUGCAUUUUUUUGUUUCCAUAAAAUUGAGGUUAAUCAAAGUCCUACACAAACUUAAAGACUUUGUUUUGAACAAAAAAAGAAGAACCGGUGGGUCCAAAUAACAUCCAAUAAAGCAUUUAAUGAACAA